ACGAUUCACAAUUACACACAUUUACUUUUUAUUUACCAGCAUUAAGUCUAUGCGCCACAUGAACUCAGUUAUCAAAGUCUGUUAUGAAUUGUGGAGGACAAUGAUUCUUAAAUCUGUGUUUUUCCUCUGUUUACUAGUCGGUGUGUUUGGUGCAGACACAGAAAACACUGAAACCGUGUCGGUGAUGGUGGGAGAUUCGGUCACUCUGCACACUGACAUUGGCACAGUCAGGAGGAACGAUCACAUCAUGUGGAUGUUUGGACCUGACAGUCCAGACAACCAGAUAGCAGAUCUCAUGAAAUGGUCCUACAUGCUCUCCAUAUACGUGAGUGGAAAGAUGCCGUUUGGAGACAACCUGCAGCUGGAUCAUCAGACCGGAUCGCUGACCAUUAAGAACACUGUAUCCGAACACUCAGGACUUUAUAAAUUAACUAUCAUCCACAACAGAAAGACUUCCCGCAAGAAGUUUGAUGUUAAAGUCUAUGCCCCUCUCCCAGUUCCCAUCAUCACCACUGACUCUUCUCAGAACUCAACAGCGGCAGAAAGAUCUGCCGGUCCAGCGUGUGUCCUGAUGUGUUCGGUGGCGAAUGCGUCCCGGGCGACUCUGUCCUUCUUCAAGGGCAGUGAUUUGGUGUCCAGCGUCAGCAGCUCUGAUUUCAGCAGCUCGCUCUCUCUGCCUCUGGAUGUGGAGUAUCACGAUGAAAACAGCUACAGCUGUUUGGUCAAUAACUCCAUCAGCAACCACACCACACUCUUCAACAUCACAGAUCUCUGCCAGCCGCCUUCGGGUACAUCAGACGACUCACUGCUAUACUGUCUGGUGCUGCUGGUGCUGAUUCCUGUCGCUCUCACAGUGACAGCUGUCAUAUUGUGUGUCUGUAGAAAACAGAGAAAAGCAGAACAAGAGACUGAUGAAAACUGCUAACGCUAUAGAGAACUGUGAGGAUGAAAUACUGUGUACCAAACGUGCACAAACCUGAAGAAAGUAUGAAGAGACUGUAUUUCUGCACACACUGAAUAACUCUGUUAGUGUUUAGCAAAGGUUCUUUAUUUAACUGUUUUUAAUAGAAUGUUUAAUUUAUUUAUUGAGUGUGUUUUGUCACCAUCACUCAGAAUGUCCGUCCAGACAUGAUGAAAAUGAUGGUUUCAUGCAGACUGUUUUUAAUCCUUCAUUCGAUCCAAACAUGUGUCUCUCAAUGCUGCUAACUGAAGAAUUAAAGCAGUGUGGUUUGUUAUAUUUCACUUUUGUGAUUGCUGUGAAGAGAAACUUGAUCGAUGAUGUUUUAAAGAUUGUAAAUGUAUUUUAUUAAGAUUGUAGCAGUUUCAGUAGCUGCUCUACUGCUGCUUUUGUUCUGAAGGGAAACAUUGUCUGUUAACUUAUCAUUGUCAGUCUAUA
Molecule: messenger RNA, 1396 nt
Organism: Labeo rohita (rohu)
Lineage: Eukaryota; Metazoa; Chordata; Actinopteri; Cypriniformes; Cyprinidae
Exons: 5
Coding region: 50-925 (291 amino acids)
Source: RefSeq, a predicted model, not a curated record